Molecule: messenger RNA, 1494 nt
Organism: Peronospora matthiolae
Lineage: Eukaryota; Oomycota; Peronosporomycetes; Peronosporales; Peronosporaceae
Source: the annotation of a GenBank genome assembly
AUGGAGGCCAAGAGCGUCGCCGAGGCCGUGCGCAAAGGCCAGGGCAUGCUCUCGUUCCACUACAUUGAGAAGGUCGAGAAAGAGACCAAGUUCGAGUACAACAAGAAGCGCUUCUACCGCUUCACGGCCACGACGCCCGAGUUCGUCCAGGCCGUUGAACGCCCGUUGCCCAGUGCUACGCUCGACUUGCCAUUGAGUGCCGCAGCUCGACGGCGAGCCCUUGCUGCGCUCAUUGGCGGCUUUGUGGCCGACGCAGCGUCCACGUCGCUCAAUGGCGUCUCCCAUCCGGAAAAGACCAUCCCGAACCUCCUGCGGCUGGACUUUGACCCGGCCUUCUGUGGUCUCUACGACUCGGGCGACGGCCACGACAAGAAAGGAGGACGCGCGCGUCUCGAGUCGUCCACAGGCUUUGAAGCGCGGAUCCUGCUCCAGUGCAUUGCCCGACGAGGGCACAUCCACGGCUCGCAGCUGGCCAAAGACGCCUAUUGGGGCUUCAAGAACGACCAUCGGCUGCUGAGUGCGUCGUCUCGAGCGUUCAUCAAGCGCGUGCAUUCGGGCAAAGGGUGGCCGCACUGUGCCGUCAAGUGCCGCUCGAUCGACGUGCUGUCGCUCAUCCCGAUUGUCGUCGCGCUUUACGCAGGUACCAACCAGUUGUUCACCAAAGUGGACGAGCUGGUCAAGGUCUUUUACGUCGGUACUCGGGUCCGAGAUGCCGCUCUUGUUGCUGCAUUUGUGCUGGAGCAAGUGAUUCUUGGCGCAUCGGUCCUUCAGGCCAUGCGCAUGAGUAUCCGCACGGAACGCUUGAGUGUCAAGCAGCGCAAAGUGAUCUUCAAGGCCUUUACCAAGUCGCAGCUCCCGAGUUACGAAGCGAUUCAGAAGUUUGGCAACCGCGGGUCCCUGCCCGGUGGUUUCCACGCCGUGUUGCAGCCGCUCUUUGUCUUGAACGACUACCCCACUGCUGUCCGCGAGAACAUCAUCGGAGGAGGCCGGACAUGCCGCCGUGCCAUGUUCAUUGGGGCGUGCUUUGCCGCUCAGGACGGGUUGGACGUCAUCCCGGAAGGCUGGAUCCAGAAGACGCAGUACUUUGACUUUAUCGAGGCAGAUGCCAGUGCACUGGUCGGACGUCGGGAGGUUCAGCAGGGCUCUUUCAACGAGGAAGACGAGGGCAACCGUCAUGCGGCCUACGUCGAUUACGUCCCGAGGUCGUCCGUCUCUUCAUCCCAUCGCGUCGAGCGGCUCGAGUCCUCACGUCGUAGCAGCACCAACUUUGCCGCCUCGUCUUCUGACGUGAAUGGGACGGGAGACGCCGACAUUGCGUCGGACAUGCCACCGGAUGGCGUCCCGGCCUCGUCCUGUCGAUCUUCCGGCUUCCUUCGUCGUCGCUCGAACAGCUACGCGUCCUCUGGUGGCUUAUCCUCGACCCCGUUCAAUCGCGUCCAACUUCUCGUACACAUCGCAGACCACCACGGCCUCGAGCGUCCGGUCCGUCAUUGA